GGUCCUGCCCCCCAACCCACCCCCCCCACCCCCUCCAGCAGUUAUGUAUUCUCCGCUCUGCCUCACCCAGGAUGAGUUCCAUCCCUUCAUCGAAGCACUUCUGCCCCACGUCCGGGCGUUUGCCUACACGUGGUUCAACCUCCAAGCCCGAAAGCGAAAAUACUUCAAGAAGCACGAGAAGCGCAUGUCGAAAGAAGAAGAGAGGGCCGUGAAGGACGAACUGCUGAGCGAAAAGCCCGAGGUCAAGCAGAAGUGGGCAUCCAGGCUCCUGGCGAAACUCCGGAAGGACAUCCGGCCCGAGUACCGCGAGGAUUUUGUGCUCACCGUCACGGGGAAGAAGCCCCCGUGCUGCGUUCUCUCGAACCCAGACCAGAAGGGGAAGAUGAGAAGGAUUGACUGUCUCCGCCAGGCCGACAAGGUCUGGAGGCUGGACCUGGUCAUGGUGAUUUUAUUUAAAGGUAUCCCGCUCGAAAGUACUGAUGGCGAACGCCUGGUUAAGUCCCCACAGUGCUCGAACCCCGGGCUGUGCGUCCAGCCCCACCACAUAGGGGUGUCCGUUAAGGAACUCGAUUUAUAUUUGGCGUACUUUGUGCACGCGGCAGAUUCAAGUCAGUCUGAGAGCCCCAGCCAGGCAAGUGAGGCGGAUAUCAAGGACCAGCCAGAAAAUGGGCACUUGGGAUUCCAAGACAGUUUUGUCACAUCAGGUGUUUUCAGCGUGACCGAAUUAGUCAGAGUGUCACAGACACCGAUCGCUGCAGGCACGGGCCCCAAUUUCUCUCUCUCCGAUCUGGAAAGUUCUUCGUACUACAGCAUGAGCCCGGGAGCCAUGAGGCGGUCUCUGCCCAGCACUUCGUCCACCAGCUCCACGAAGCGCCUCAAGUCCGUGGAGGAUGAGAUGGACAGCCCCGGCGAAGAGCCGUUCUAUGCAAGCCAAGGGCGCUCGCCCGGAAGUGGUAGCCAGUCCAGCGGCUGGCAUGAAGUGGAGCCAGGAAUGCCGUCACCGACCACACUGAAGAAGUCCGAGAAGUCCGGGUUCAGCAGCCCUUCCCCCUCGCAGACCUCCUCUCUGGGGACGGCGUUUACCCAGCACCACCGGCCUGUCAUCACGGGACCCAGAGCAAGUCCUCACGCCACACCGUCGACGCUUCAUUUUCCAACGUCCCCCAUCAUCCAACAGCCCGGUCCCUACUUCUCCCACCCGGCCAUCCGCUACCACCCCCAGGAGAGCCUGAAGGAGUUCGUCCAACUCGUCUGUCCCGACGCUGGCCAGCAGGCUGGGCAGGUGGGGUUCCUAAAUCCCAACGGCAGCAGCCAAGGCAAGGUGCACAACCCCUUUCUGCCCACCCCCAUGCUGCCGCCCCCACCCCCGCCGCCGAUGGCCAGGCCGGUGCCCCUGCCCGUGCCGGACACGAAGCCUCCGACCACAUCCACGGAAGGGGGCGCCACCUCCCCCACUUCACCGACCUACUCGACACCCAGCACUUCUCCCGCAAACCGGUUCGUCAGUGUGGGACCACGGGAUCCGAGCUUUGUAAAUAUCCCUCAACAGACACAGUCCUGGUACCUGGGAUAAAAGUCACCGCUUCCCACCUUCCACCAGACAGACCCCCCUGGCCCCUUCCCGCCUCUGCAACCCGGAAGCAGCCGCCGCAGUGACUUCUCGUCAUCGACGGAAGGGGAGGCGGACAGAUGCGAUCCGAGCAGCUGGGACGACAAGGCCACGGCGGGAGUAACGGUCCAAUGGCGAAGGCCAGAACCUUCCGGGAAUUAUUAUUAUUAUUAUUAUUUUUUUGCCUUCUUUUCUUUUCAACACCUUACUUAGGGACUGUUGUAACUCUGUCACAUGGUGCUGGAAAAAGGUGGGCCGCAGAGCCUCGGGGGGCGGGGGGACGUCUCGUCGGGAGCGUCGGCCGGCUCGGUCGACGCCGGGGAGAGGGGAGGGGGCCGCUGACGCUCACCGACGCGCCGUCGUAACCCGCCCCGGCCCCUAACCGUUUCGCAGCCCUUUCGUCCAUUUUCCCUUAGAGGUGUGACCCUUCUCGAGUAGCCAUGAGGCGACACGGAAACUAAAACUUUCGUAGUAGCUGAAAUCUGCAAUAUGUAACUUACGGGACAGUCUAAGGACAUGGUUUUCGGUAACAUAUUGGGAAAAAUUACCCAUCGCAGUCGUGUUCUUUUGUUCUGGUUUUUUUUUUUUUAAUGGAAAAAAAAGUCCACAGCGAGAUUCAUAACCCGGCCCAUGACGACGACCUCGUGGUUCUGGACGGCGGCCACUCAGUCUUUCACGCAAAGGUUGGAAGCGCUGCGCACAGACUCCUUUUUUUUUUCUUUUCCCAACGAUUUUCAACAAUUACACAAAAAUUCACGUGGAUACGGGGGAGAUGGUCUGUUUUGACAGAAACUGACAGGAAUCGAUCAAAACAAUCGAAUUUUGAAUUGAGUAUAAAGUGCAAUUUCAUUGGAUAGCUAAAUAUCUUUGUAAGAUAGAGAUUGUUGAAAAUUCUAUUUUUGUUUUCCAAGUCCUCCCACCCCAGGACUCUAAACGAUUGGGGUAAAAACCGCCUUGCAAGGAAAAGGGGAGCUAUUUUUCGCUUUUUAUGUUUUUUAUUGUUAAACUUGUAUCCCUUUAAAAACCGAAGGAAAAUUGAAAAAAAAAAAACCCAGAUCUAAUGGUGCUUUUACCACAAUAUGUUAACUACAUUCAAUGCUGAUGAAUUCUUUUUUCGGUUCUCGAAGGCACAUAACUAAUAUGAGCCCCUACUCUUCCGUUCAUUUCACGAGCCACCGAGACGGAUUCAGCCGAUUCUGAAAAAAAUGAAAAUAAAAUAAAGAUUUGGCGUUUCUGGCCACGUUAGGGUGGAUACGACCCCUCCGAGUCACAGAAAAAGAGAACAAAAGAAGAAAAAACCCACGUCCGGCACCCGAGGAAGGUCCAUCGUAUCCCGGGCAGGCCGGACGGUCCCCUCGGAGGGGGGUCGAGGGAGACGGGGCUUGGGGGGCUUCCAGCAAUGACCGGUUGGGCCGCUGCGAGCCCGGGGCUUUUGUUGGAAACAAAAAAAAAAAAAGAAAAAAGUUUGUCCCCCUAUCCGUCCAAGUAUCUUAGAAGAAAAAGAACAAAAAAAAAGAACAAAAAAAAAAAAACCAGAGUGCAAGUGAUUUUUCUACCAGACAGCGAAGCACCGUUUUGCUUCCCACGCGACUUUAAGAAGGUUCCCUAUACUAUACAUAUAUAUACGUUCUGGUUGGCCAGGCCAGCCAAUCGGAGAAAGUCUCUGCAUGUUCUAGUGGUAGUAAACUCAUUUUUAUCUAGUUAACGUAGGAUAAAGUAGAGUGCAUUAAGACACAAUAUUGUAACCCCUAUUUAAGGCACCUGCCUUUAAACUUUGUUCACUCACAGCCCUUCAGAAGGGUCCCUACUACUGUCCUAUACAAUAUAGGAACUGAAAUUCUUGGGAAGAAAUUCUGCUCCUCAUCUUCUCCCCGAAAACGAUGUUCUUUGUUUUGUUUUUCUUGAUUUGCACGAAAACAAAAAUUCCAUAUCAAUGUGCCUUGCCCUGAAUAGCGAUUAUUUGUGGAAUUGUUGCACAUGUACCUGAAUUGAAAGGGGUUGGGAGACACUUUUUUUGUAAAUGUGACUUUGACGUCAGCCCACGUGAGUUUCCAACAUCUAGAAUUCAGUAGAACGUUAGUUGUCCUGGAUGGUCGAUCAGUGGCAGUGCUAUUCGGAGAUAUCUGUCCGUAGAUGCUAAAGGGUAUCAGUAUUUUUGGAUGUUGCUGUAUUUUACGUUUAGUUUGGAGUCUUCCUUUGAUAUAUUAUUUUUGUUGUUGUUGUUGUUGUGUUCCCCCCACCCCCCGAUAUAUGAAAAUAUGCAAUACCUGCUUGUAUCAUGUAGAAGAAAGCUUAGCGAUUCUUUGUUUUCCUUUCUCUCUCUCUUUUUUUUUUAUUUUUAAUUUGACCAAAGUUGGUGCUGCACGAGGUGUGGCGUGUUUUGGUGUUUGUCUGUGGACUUUGUGAUUUUUGAAUGCACACAGAGGAGGAGGAGGAGGAAGAGGAGGAGGAGGAAAGGAGGAGGCGAGGAGAAGGAUGAGGAGGAUGAGGGGGGGUGGGAAAGAGGAGGGUGAAGGUUCAUCUUAGAGCGGCAGGUCUGACCGCCGCCUCUAAGCUGAGCUUGGCUUCAAGCGAUUUUGUUUUUUUACAACUGUUCCUUUCACAAGCAAGCCUUAAAAAAAAAAAAACCCACAAAAAAACAAAAAAACUUCCUUUUCUUCAGCUCCCAGACCCCAUUUUUCUUAGGCCGCAGGCGAUCCACACUCAGUUACCAGAAACAAGGAUCUAAAUGCCCAUUUUUAUAUGCACGUUUUUAAAAAACUUCCAAGUUCUGAACAAUUGUUUACUGGUGAUCUAUCGCUAUUUAAGGAAAAAAAAAGAAUAAAAUAAAAGGUUUUGGAUUUUCAUAUGUGUCUGAUAAGUGGUUGAGUAGUCGUUUGGCUCUAUUGUGUUGUGUGAUUGUUAGUGUAUGGUGUCACUUCCUGUAGCCGGUGUCACUUCCCGUAGCCAGCGUCCUUUUGCCUUCCUCUCCUCUGCCCCCUCCUCUCCCCUAGAGCACCUAGCUGGGCAUUACUUUCCUAUGACAUAUGUGCACUAAAAAAAGGAAAACUAGCAGCUUUCAGUGCUUCGCCGCAAAGGGAAAAGAAAGCCUACGCAAACAUGUUGUCAGAGCCUUGUCAGAAGCCAAGGUCGUACCAGUAAAUUGGUUGUACAUACAAGAAAGUUGCACCCUAAGCAAUAGUCUGGGCAGUUUUAGUUGUUUUUAGCGAGCAUGUCCGUAGCCAUGGCUGCAAAGAGAAAGGUUAAUCUGCCCACUCAGAAGAUAUGUAAUUUGUACGUUGUAUAGUUUUAUUGAUUACACUGAUUUAUUCUACCCUAUUUUAUAAUGCAGGACUUUUGUAAUGUUGUUUAAAUGAGGAAAAAAAAAAUUUCUGUCAAAUUAGCUUAGUGGAGUUUCUGAUUGUUCGUUAUAAAGGCAGCGUUCAUAGAAUUGCUUUUCUUUUCUUUGGUUUCCUCUUCCCCCACCACCCCCAACCCCGGGGCGGGGUUGGGGGGGGAGCAGACUGGGGGAAGGGGUCGGGAGGGAGUGGAGUUAAGUUGAAAACUUUCCCGUUUCCUUUUUUUGUAUGUAUUUAAAUACAGUUAUUUUUUUUUUCCCCCUCUCUCCCUCUCUUCUCUCAAUGGUAUAGCAUAUCCCUAUGCUUGAGAAGUAUAGGCACCGAAGAACCAUUGUAAAUGGCCAUUACAGGUAUGCUGUAUUUUUUGGAAGGCAUUUUGUCGUAUUAAGUUUGAUGAAGCUAAAGUUAGGGAAUUCUAAACAGACGUCCAGGAGAACACCGUUCUAAAGGCUUCCCCGCAGGCAGGGAGCAGCGCGGGGGGGCCUCUGUGCGUUAAACGCUCCGACCGAGGCCCUCGUCCACUUGUCCGUCCCCCCCGCCCGGUGAGGAGAGAGACGUCUGCUUGGGGUGUGUAGCGAAUAGGCCUGAGAACCAUCCCCUCUCCCCCUAACCCCUACCCAGUACAUCGCACUGAUGCCGUUUCAAAAGAAACAAGGCCCCAGAGACCCACCUGUGAAUCUCGUUCGUUCAUUCGUAUUUAUUGAGCGCUUACCGUGUGCAGAGCACUGUACUAAGCGCUUGGGAGAGUCCAGUUGAGCAACAGAUGGACCCAUUCUCUGCCCGCAGACGUCCCUUAGGACCCCGUGUCCGACACUAGCCUCCCGGCCCCGUCUUCCCCUUCACCACCGUGCCCCUGCUUUCCACCCCCUGACCCAAGUCACCGACUCGCCCCCCCCCCCCCCCCACAGAUCCUAUCGGGAUUUGCCCCCCUCACCCCAUCGUCGUGUCGCACACCCCAGCAACGGACUUAUUUAUCGGGUUUUCUUUUCAGUGAGUUACGGGCUACAGUUAGACAGACAUGGUUCACUCUCCUCAGCUCCAGCUCAGUCCCGGAGGGUGAAGGAAUGCAAAAUCCCUCAGCAAAAAGUUGUUCUUUCACUCUGAUUUUUUUUCUCUUCCUCUUUCUUUUCUGGUAUGUUUUGCAAGCUUCGUAGGAACAGUGCUUUGAAAUAUUUACUGAACAAAAUCAGGAUUUAUAGCCGACGAAGAAACCGUCUUUCCUUGUGAUUUUUUUUUUCUUUUUUUAAAAAAAGCAAAGAAUGUCAGUUAAUAUCGUACUUUGCAUCGUGUCUCUGGAAAUAUCUUUCUUUUUGCUGUUGGUGGUGGUUUCUUCCCGCCUUUCCUUUUCGCCUCAGUAGAACAAAAUCAACACCCCCCUCCUCCCCCGCCCCUCCCGCCUCUGCAACCCCCCAAUAUUGUACCCGGAGAGCUUCAUUGGCACCUGGAAAGCCAGCACCCCCCUCCCCACUCACAUACCCGUCGGGGGGUUGCCGCCCCCUCCCCCCAAGCUUCUGAUGCCAAUUUUGUCUUGAAGUCGCUGCAUGUACCUACUCCCACCCCUAGGCAGGCCGGGCAUCACGCCCGAAGCCGGGCACUGGCCUAACGGUGCCAGUCGGGGAUGGCAUCCCCCUUUUGCUUCUUCCCCGUUGAAAUGAAAAAAAAAAAAUCACUAAAUACCUAAACUAUCAAACGAAAACAGGGGGAAUUCAUCUAGAGCGGGUAACAUUGAAGCUGCUCCAUAGCACUUAACUGUAGUGAAUACUGUGUCACCGAUUCCGAAAUCGAUUUCAUGUUUAAUGCAAAAUCCAUUACAUGGUGCUAUUGCAGGCUGGCAAAAGAUUUACACAAAUUGGACAACUUUGGGCUCCACACACUCUGCUUUCCAACCAUGUAAAUGCAUAGCAGUGUUUAUCUGCAUGAGAACUAUGCACUAAUCUUAUCUGAAAAAAAAAAUAUAUCAACUUUGAUAUCUACUUUCCGUUUCCUUCGAUCCUUGCCUUUUGGGUCAUUGUUAUAAUGCCAGCUUUAGGACAGAAAGAAUUAUAAGAAAACCAGCAUAAUACCUGAUAUAUUAAAAUGUAGUGCCUGUGAAAUCUGUAUUAUAUUGCUCUUCUGAAGUAAGACUUUUCUACACCAGUAGCCUUCGCUGUCUGUCAAGACCUUCUGAUAUAGGUGAUGUAAAAUAACCGUACAAUAUUAAUGCAUGCUAUUCCAUAAUGCUUAGUGAGCUGUAUGAAUAUUACUCCAAGUUAUGUUAGUCUUUUUUUUUUUCUGAUUUGGUUCUUGUCAGAUAGGUUUAAAGAUAUUUCACUGAGAACGCAAAUACUGUCUUUUCUUGAUUUUGGGUGUUUUCAGUAUUUUGGAGGUAUACAUUUACUUAAAUUCAGUAUUACUUGUGGUUUUUUUCUUUUCUUCUUCUUUUUUUUGUUUCCUUUGGAUUUUUCUAUUUCGUUUUUCUUUUCCUAGAGGGCAGGCGUGGGUGUUGGUGCUCAGAAAGCAAGAUUUGCUAAGACUGGGUCUCCCAGCCACCCUGAGAACCCCGGGGGCGUCGGCCUUCCCCACCCCCACGGUAGCCACGGUCGGGGGGCGACGAGGAGGGGGACAUUUCUUAGUUGGACGGCAUUCCUCCCCGCCCCCUGCCCGUCCCUCCCCGAGGGUACCCACGCCUGACCCGCCUUCACACCUGACCUCCGCAUAUUAAAAAAAAAAGGAAAAAAGGCAAAAAAAAAAGAUCAUGUAGCUGUUUAGUUUCAUGCACAGUUGCAAUAUUUUUCUUCAAAAAAAAAAACCAACAAAAAAAAAAAAACCAACCUCUGUAUGAACUCUGGGCCCGAUUCAUAAAGCAGCCGUCCGUUAUUAACACGGGGCGGUGGACGGGUUGAGGGGUCACGGGGGUGACGGGACUCACAUGUGCACUUACUCUGCCCCGGGUGAGACUGGCUCCCCCGUCCCAGGCGGUGGGGAGACGCGCUUCCUCCCAUCCCGUCCGCCCCCCCAGACCCCUCCCCAGGGCUCCGCCGGGAGAAGGGGGGCUCUCCCGGGGCUCGUGGCCUUUCCCCGGGGUGGUGGCGGGGCAGGGAACAUGGGCACCGGGGGAUCCGUUGACUCUUCCUGCCAUUUUUAAUGCUCAACUUUUAGAAACCACCGUCACCUAAAGGGUUCUGGUUCCCUCUCGCCGUUGCUCUGGGAGGGUCCCCCCCACCCCCGACACCCCCAACCCCGGGUUCCUUUUCAGCCCGGACCCCGAGAAUCCGCCUUUUCGGGGAGCAACGGAAGGGGAUGCGGUUGGGUGGGGCGUGAACGGGGAAUGUCCCGGUAGGCCCCACACCGUCCAACCCCUCUCCGCCCCCCGGUCCGGGCUCGACACCCCCUCGCCCCGCCAACCGCCCCUUCCCCCGACCGCCACCCCCCAUGUGUCCUGCCCGUGUCAAUAACCCAGGUUUUUGCAUUUUGCUUUUAUGAGUCGGGCUCCUUGUGCCUCUAGUAUUACUUGUAUUGACUCUCAUAGUUACCAUUUUAGUUUUACUGUGUUCUGUGAAAAUUUGUCAUUGGUUGAAAUUCACUGUGGGCAUAUCCAUUCUUCUUCAACUAAAUCUCCACAGGUUUUUUGAGCUGGUGUGGAUUCGUUUAACUCUUGUAUUCAACCAUUAGUGCUACCACCUUCUCACAUUACAAUUCAAUUACUGGAAGCAAGUACUGCAUUUCCUAUGCAACAAAAAAGAAAAAUAAAAAAUUGCUAAUGCUA
Molecule: messenger RNA, 8692 nt
Organism: Ornithorhynchus anatinus (platypus)
Lineage: Eukaryota; Metazoa; Chordata; Mammalia; Monotremata; Ornithorhynchidae
Gene: NFIA
Product: nuclear factor I A
Exons: 11
Coding region: 44-1573 (509 amino acids)
Biological process (GO): regulation of transcription by RNA polymerase II
Cellular component (GO): nucleus
Molecular function (GO): DNA-binding transcription factor activity, RNA polymerase II-specific; RNA polymerase II cis-regulatory region sequence-specific DNA binding
Source: RefSeq, a predicted model, not a curated record